UUCUGGUUCCGGGACAGAGUGAAGGUCACGGUGCCGGGCGGUGCAUGGAUGAUGGAGGCUGUGGGAGAUCCUGAGCUACAGAGAUUUAUUGAAGCAGAGACUCAAAAACAACGAUUCCAGGGCCUUGUACAUCAACUGACCGAGCUCUGCUGGGAAAAAUGUAUGGAGAAACCAGGACCCAAGCUGGAUACCCGGAGUGAAAGUUGCUUUGUGAACUGUGUGGAAAGAUUUAUAGACGCCAAUCAGUUCAUCCUCAACCGACUGGAACAGACACAGAAAUCUAGAGGGGUUUUUACAGAGAGCCUUUCUGAUUGAGGAGGAGACUUAUUCAGUUCAUGUCGAGGCAUUGUCUAGAAGGACAUUGAGAUUGUGAUGGCCAUUUCAAAGUAAAAUGUUAUUGGUCUGAACCAAAAGUAUCACACAGUAUGUGUGUGUGUAUAUAUAAUUUUAUUUUCCACAGGCUUGUAGGCUUAACGUAAUGCAUAAAGGGGUUGCAGAAAAUGCUGAUGACACACUAGUAACUGGGAAGAAUAUUACAAUAAUUCAGGAUUGUCAGUAAUACACUAAACAUGACACAGA
Messenger RNA from Spea bombifrons (plains spadefoot toad), 579 nucleotides. It is a transcript of the gene TIMM8A, whose product is annotated as translocase of inner mitochondrial membrane 8A. Lineage: Eukaryota; Metazoa; Chordata; Amphibia; Anura; Pelobatidae. The transcript has 2 exons. Bases 49 to 315 code for a protein of 88 amino acids. The record is from RefSeq and is a predicted model, not a curated record.